AUCGUCCAAACGACGAAAAGCGUUACCCUCCUCUCACAUACCUCACCACAUACUCUCUCCCCUCCUCCUCUUCCUCCUCCUCCUCCUCUCUCUCUCUCUCUCUCUCUCUCUCUCUCUCUGUAUACGUAUAUAUACAUAGUUGUAGAGAGAGAAACCUAGAAAGCCACACGGAGGAACCCCAAACACAACACAGCAACCCACAAAUGAAACACCCCCAGACCUCAUCCCAAUCCGGCGCCGUCUCCUCCUCUUCCUCCUCCUCAACCCAAUCUGACCACCCCCACUCCUCCGUCCGCCUCACCCCCUCCACCUCCUCCUCCUCCUCCUCCUCCCCGGCCGCCGCGGUCUCGAUCCCCGCGGCGGCCGAGGGGGACCCCUCCCUCCCCCGCGACGCCGCGGGCGGCCAGGAGUCCGUUGCGGUCGAGCGCCGCGGGGACCACGCCGCCGUCUGCCGAUGGACCAUUUCCAAUUUCCCCAGGGUCAAAGCCCGUGCCCUCUGGAGCAAAUACUUCGAAGUCGGUGGCUACGACUGCCGCCUACUCGUCUACCCUAAAGGUGAUUCUCAAGCCUUGCCCGGUUACAUAUCGAUUUACCUCCAAAUUAUGGACCCUAGGGGUAAUUCCUCGUCCAAAUGGGACUGUUUCGCGAGCUACCGCCUCGCCGUGGUGAACCACGCGGACGAAUCGAAGUCGAUUCAUCGGGACUCGUGGCACCGGUUCUCGAGCAAGAAGAAGUCACACGGUUGGUGUGACUUCACUCCCUCGGCGUCUAUCCUAGACCCCAAGUGUGGGUUCUUGAUAAAUAAUAGCAAUGAUUCCGUGAUUGUUACCGCUGAUAUACUAGUGUUGAACGAGACGUUUAACUUUACGCGGGAUAACAAUGAGGUGCAAUGCAGCUCGAGUGUUACACAGGGGGCGGUGUUGGGUGAUGUGUUGUGUGGGAAGUUUACUUGGAAGGUUCAUAACUUUAGUAUCUUCAAGGAUAUGAUUAAGACUCAGAAGAUAAUGAGCCCUGUUUUCCCAGCCGGAGAGUGUAAUUUGCGGAUUAGUGUUUAUCAAAGCUCGGUGAAUGGGGUUGAUUAUUUGUCCAUGUGUUUGGAGAGUAAGGACACGGAGAAGACAUUGGUGGCGGAUCGGAGUUGUUGGUGUUUGUUUCGAAUGUCGGUGUUGAAUCAGAAGCCAGGGUUGAAUCACAUGCACAGGGACUCGUACGGGAGGUUUGCAGCGGAUAAUAAAAGCGGCGAUAACACAAGUUUGGGGUGGAAUGAUUACAUGAAGAUGUCGGAUUUUGUUGUACCUGAGUCGGGUUUUUUGGUGGAUGAUACCGCAGUGUUUAGUACGUCGUUCCAUGUGAUAAAGGAGGUCGGUAACUUUUCGAAGAAUUGCGGGGUGGUUGGAGCGAGGAGUGGAGGUGGCGCGAAGAAGUCUGAUGGGCACAUGGGGAAAUUCACUUGGAGAAUAGAGAAUUUCACGAGGUUGAAGGACUUGCUUAAGAAGAGGAAGAUUACUGGUCUUUGCAUCAAGAGCAAGAGAUUCCAAAUCGGGAAUCGCGAUUGUCGGCUUAUUGUUUAUCCCCGAGGGCAGUCUCAACCACCAUGUCACCUUUCAGUAUUUCUUGAAGUCACAGAUUCGCGAAAUACUUCUAGUGACUGGAGUUGUUUUGUGAGCCACCGACUAUCGGUAGUGAACCAGAGGAUGGAGGAAAAGUCUGUGACAAAGGAGUCACAGAACCGUUACUCCAAAGCCGCAAAAGAUUGGGGCUGGCGUGAAUUUGUGACACUGACUACACUCUUCGAUCAAGAUUCUGGAUUUCUCGUUCAGGAUGCAGUUUUAUUCUCUGCUGAAGUUGUUAUUUUGAAAGAGGCAUCCAUAACACAGGAUUUUACUGAUCAGGAUAUGGAGUCGAGCAGCGCAGUUUCCCAGGUAGAUACGGUUGGGAAAAGGAGUUCAUUUACAUGGAAGGUGGAGAACUUCCUCUCCUUUAAAGAAAUUAUGGAGACCAGAAAAAUCUUUAGCAAAUUCUUUCAAGCUGGAGGAUGUGAGCUUCGGAUUGGUGUGUAUGAAUCCUUUGACACCAUCUGUAUAUACCUCGAGAGUGAUCAAUCAGUUGGCACUGAUCCAGAUAAAAACUUUUGGGUCAAAUACCGGAUGGCUGUGGUAAACCAAAAGAAUCAUGCCAAGACUGUGUGGAAAGAGUCUUCUAUUUGUACAAAGACAUGGAAUAAUUCUGUUCUUCAAUUCAUGAAGGUGUCCGACAUGCUGGAAGCAGAUGCAGGUUUUCUUGUACGUGACACAGUUGUUUUUGUCUGUGAAAUCUUGGACUGCUGCCCAUGGUUUGAGUUUUCGGAUCUUGAGGUUUGGGCUUCUGAGGAUGAUCAGGAUGCCCUGACAACUGACCCUGAUGAACUCCUCGAUUCUGAGGAUAGUGAAGGGAUAAGUGGAGAUGAAGAAGACAUCUUUAGAAACCUUCUUUCUAGAGCAGGGUUUCACCUCACCUAUGGAGAGAAUCCUUCACAGCCCCAUGUCACUUUAAGAGAGAAGCUUCUCAUGGAUGCUGGUGCCAUAGCUGGUUUUCUGACUGGACUUCGUGUUUAUCUUGAUGACCCUGCUAAAGUAAAGCGCUUGCUUCUUCCGACCAAACUCUCUGGUGGCGGCGAUGAUGGCAAGAAGGUUAACAGGAACGGUGAAUCUUCUUCCCCCAGUCUGAUGAAUUUGUUGAUGGGAGUCAAAGUUUUGCAGCAGGCAAUCAUUGAUUUGCUCUUGGACAUAAUGGUUGAGUGUUGCCAACCUUCAGAAGGGAAUUCCAAUGAUGAGUCUGCUGAUUCAAACUUCAAACCAUCCCCAGAUGGAAGUGGAGCUAUCAGCCCCUUGGAAUCUGAUAGGGAAAAUGGGGGAAUAGAACCUGUACCUCUCCCCGUACAGGAUCGAUUGGACCCAGGGAUAGAUGAAGGCACCAAUGCAUCUGCUGUACAAAGUUGUGACAUGAAUGGGGUUGUUAUACCUGAUAAAAUUGUUAGCGGACUGCCCAUUCGUCCGCCUGAGACAUCUGCUGCUGGUUUUUCGGAAAGUGCUUCCCUUCGCUCUAAGUCUCAGACCAAAUGGCCGGAGCAGUCUGAGGAGCUUCUCGGGUUGAUCGUGAAUUCACUGAGAGCUCUAGAUGGAGCCAUUCCACAAGGUUGUCCUGAGCCAAGGCGAAUGCCCCAGUCUGCACAAAAGAUUGCUCUCGUUUUGGAUAAAGCUCCCAGGCAUCUGCAGCCGGACCUGGUGGCUUUGGUACCAAAAUUAGUUGAGCAUUCGGAGCAUCCACUUGCUGCUUGUGCACUUCUAGAUAGACUACAGAGGCCUGAUGCAGAACCUGCAUUACGAGUUCCUGUUUUUGGUGCUCUUAGCCAGUUGGAAUGUAGCACUGAAGUUUGGGAGAGUGUUCUUUUUCAAUCUUUUGAACUUUUGGCAGACUCAAAUGAUGAACCUCUGGCAGCUACCAUGGAUUUUAUUUUUAAGGCUGCAUUGCAGUGCCAACAUCUACCAGAAGCGGUUAGAUCUGUUCGUGUUAGGCUAAAAGAUUUGGGCUUCGAGGUGUCUCCCUGUGUGCUUGAUUAUUUAAGUAGAAUGGUAAAUAGUUGCGCAGAUGUUGCUGAAGCUAUUUUAAGAGAUAUAAAUUGCGACAAUGAAUAUCCUGAUAACGGUUCGGCAGUGCCUUGCGGGCUCUUCGUGUUUGGUGAAAAUGCACCUACUUCUGAAAGAUUGCAUGCACUGGACAAGCAUGCGUUUUGCAUUACUCGAUAUUUUUCAGAUAUACAUAUUUUGAUUGAAAUGCUGUCUAUUCCUUCCCUUGCUGUUCAAGCUUCCCAUGCUUUCGAGAGAGCUAUAGCUCGAGGUGCAAUAGUGGCUCAAUCAUUGGCCAUGGUAUUAGAAAGACGACUUGCUCAAAGAUUAAAUUUUACUGUUGCUGAAAAUUUUCAGCACACAGAUGGGACUGUGGAGGGACUCGAGGGCGAUAUUGAGCAAACGGUGGCCCAGAGAGAUGAUUUCACAUCUGUUCUUGGUCUUGCCGAGACAUUGGCACUUUCUAGAGACUCUCGUGUGACAGAUUUUGCGAAAAUGCUUUACACGAUUUUGUUUAGAUGGUAUGCGGAUGAGUCUCAUCGAUUGAGGAUGGUUAAGAGACUUGUUGACCGUGCCACUAGUGCAACAGGGAGUAGUCGUGAGGUAGACUUAGAUUUGGAAGUUUUGGUAAUUUUGUUGUGUGAGGAGCAAGAAAUUGUUAGACCAGUUCUGAGCAUGAUGAGGGAGGUUGCUGAAAUUGCAAAUGUUGAUCGGGCGGCUCUUUGGCAUCAGUUAUGUGCCAGUGAAGACGAGAUCAUUCGUAUUCGUGAAGAAAGAAAAGCUGAGAUCUCCAAUAUGGUUAAAGAAAAAGCUACCAUAUCACAAAGGCUGAGUGAAUCUGAGGCAACUAAUAACCGGCUUAAGUCUGAUAUGAGGGCUGAGAUGGAUCGUUUUGCCCGGGAAAAGAAGGAGCUCAUGGAGCAGUUACAAGAAGUUGAGAGUCAACUUGAAUGGCUUCGCUCUGAACGGAAGGAUGAAAUUGGAAAGCUCAACUCAGAGAAGAAAGUUCUUCAGGAUCGUUUGCAUGAUGCAGAGACCCAGCUUUCCCAACUAAAGUCCCGGAAACGUGAUGAAUUGAAGAGGGUAGUUAAGGAAAAAAAUGCUCUCGCUGAAAGGUUGAAGAAUGCUGAAGCUGCACGGAGAAGAUUUGAUGAGGAAUUGAAACGCUAUGCCACAGAAAAAUUGACUCGAGAAGAAAUCCGGAAGUCACUUGAGGAUGAAGUCCGACGUUUGACCGAAACAGUUGGACAGACUGAAGGUGAAAAACGUGAGAAGGAAGAACAAGUUGCUCGUUGUGAAGCAUACAUCGAUGGGAUGGAAGCCAAGUUGCAGGAUUGUCAGCAAUACAUUCACAGCCUAGAGGGUUCACUACAGGAAGAAAUGUCGCGGCAUGCCCCUCUAUAUGGUGCAGGCUUGGAAGCUCUGUCAAUGAAGGAGCUGGAGACUAUUUCACGCAUCCAUGAAGAAGGGCUGAGGCAGAUCCAUGCCCUCCAACAGCGUAAAGUUACGAGUCCCGCAGGUAGCCCUCUUGUGGGCCCCCACUCCCUCCCACACCCUCACGGAUUCUACGCUGCUGCUGCCACUGCCCCACCACCUGUGGCUGUCGGUAUGCCGCCUCCUCUUGUCCCUAAUGGGGGUGUUGGGAUACACAGCAACGGGCAUGUGAAUGGUGCCGUUGGGUCGCCGUGGUUCAACCAUGCUUGAAACCCCCCUCGCGGUUGGUUGACCCCUUCUGUCAAUUUAGGUGAUAGAGGUGGGUUUUCUUCCAUAUUUUGAGAUUUUUUAAUUUUUAUCUUACAUUGGCAUUUGGCUGGGUAGGGCUGUUGGAACGCUUGGUUGGAAAAAUCAAUAAUGCAGAGGAGAUUUCUGGAGAUAGGUGGGAUUAGAAGGGGGCAAUGCUUUGGUGAAAUUUAGCUGUUGUAAGGAAAGUGAGUCCAAUAGUACUAACAAUUGCAAAUGCCACACUUUAUCUCAAUUCUUUUCCCUAUAUUAAUGAAAGGCAUCGAGAAAGUUUUUCCUA
This is a messenger RNA of Rhododendron vialii, 5625 nucleotides long. RefSeq lists its product as uncharacterized. The transcript has 10 exons. Bases 204 to 5309 code for a protein of 1701 amino acids. The record is from RefSeq and is a predicted model, not a curated record. Gene Ontology annotation, molecular function: protein binding. NCBI's taxonomy places the organism in Eukaryota, Viridiplantae, Streptophyta, Magnoliopsida, Ericales, Ericaceae.